AUGUAUAGAAGAAGCAGAUUCAAAUUGUUCCAGAUCUUUAUUUAGGUCUCAACAUUUUCAGCCAUAAUCAGCGAGAGCACUCCUCACGAUUUGUCUCUGAAGAUGAUAAAUACAUCCUUGUUUCUUACAUAUCUUUACCUUCUAAUCUACAUCAUACUUUCAUCUGGUGUUAUUUUAUACAACAAGUGGGUUCUUUCUCCGAAAUACUUCAAUUUUCCGUUUCCUAUAACACUUACAAUGAUACAUAUGGGAUUUUCCGGUGCAGUAGCAUUUUUCCUUAUUCGUGUUUUCAAGGUUGUUUCUCCAGUUAAAAUGACAUUCGGCAUAUAUACCACUUGUGUGAUCCCUAUAAGUGCCUUCUUUGCAUCUAGUCUUUGGUUUGGUAACACCGCAUACUUGCACAUAUCUGUGGCUUUCAUUCAGAUGCUUAAAGCCCUGAUGCCAGUAGCAACAUUUUUUGUGGCUGUUCUGUGUGGUACGGAUAAACUAAGAUGGGACGUGUUUUUGAACAUGGUGCUGGUCAGCAUUGGAGUUGUUGUUUCGUCAUAUGGGGAAAUUAAUUUCAAUGUGAUUGGCACAGUUUACCAAGUUACUGGUAUAUUUGCAGAAGCUCUGAGACUGGUAUUAACUCAAGUCCUUAUACAAAAGAAGGGGUUAACAUUAAAUCCCAUCACAAGUUUAUACUACAUUGCUCCGUGCAGUUUGGUAUUUUUAAUGGUCCCUUGGUAUUUUCUGGAGAAGCCUGCUGAAUUGGAAGUGUCUGAAAUUCGGUUAAAUAUGUGGAUAUUCUUUUCAAAUGCAUUUUGUGCACUGUUGUUAAACUUGUCGAUUUUCUUGGUAAUCGGUAGAACAGGGGCAGUGACUGUUAGAGUAGCUGGAGUUCUGAAAGAUUGGAUACUGAUAGCCCUUUCAACAGUGAUAUUUCCAGAAUCUAUGAUAACAGGCCUAAACAUUAUAGGCUAUGCGAUUGCACUUAGCGGGGUAGUAUUGUACAACUAUUUGAAGGUGAAAGAAGUUGGUGCACCGCAGAGUCCUGAAAGUAUUCCUGAGAGGAUUAGUAAGGAGUGGAAGUUAGAAAAGAAGUCAUCUGAUGUGUACAGACCCGAUGAUGAUAGCAGCAGUGGUAGUGAUGAUGAAGAGGCAGCUUUGUCGUCCAGGUUGUCUCAUAUUGGUCGCACACAGCUCCCACCACCAAACUAGUACUACUCCUGCCAAUGCAUAAACACAUACAUACAUACAUACACCUUUGUAGGCAAAUGAAACCAUGUAUAUGUAAAUGCCGCUACAAUGUACAGUAGAACAAAUGGAACCAACAAUAUUCUCUUGUGCCGUGUGUUUGCUCGUAUUCCUUGUUAUUUUUCUUCUACCUUCACAUGCUACAACACUCUGAUACUACUCACCGGACAUACCAUCUCAGAUUUUGUCUAUUCUUUUGUAAUUGUAACGGUAUUAACUGUUGCCAGCUCAGCUGCUCAAUCAAGAGAUCAAACGGUGGUUGUUCCUUU
Molecule: messenger RNA, 1505 nt
Organism: Erythranthe guttata (spotted monkey flower)
Lineage: Eukaryota; Viridiplantae; Streptophyta; Magnoliopsida; Lamiales; Phrymaceae
Product: Nucleotide-sugar transporter family protein
Source: RefSeq, a predicted model, not a curated record